Messenger RNA from Procambarus clarkii (red swamp crayfish), 3940 nucleotides. RefSeq names its product kelch-like protein 17. Lineage: Eukaryota; Metazoa; Arthropoda; Malacostraca; Decapoda; Cambaridae. Gene Ontology annotation, molecular function: protein binding. The record is from RefSeq and is a predicted model, not a curated record.
UGGUCGUGCGUUUGGCAGCGAGAGAGUGUCUGAGUGACGCCGGGGUGUGUCGGGUCGGCGGCCUCCAGUGUGUUUUGUGGUGUGGCGGUGAGAGGUCCGGACACUGCCGCCUCCACCUGGCCUGACACGACCCGAAUCCCAUUCCUAGUGUUGAGGCUUCCGUUGAACACCCGUGGUGCAUGUGUUCUCCCACUGCCACGGUCACAAGGUCAACACCAUCAAUACCAACAUUGCAGCAUGCACCCGGCCCAUGUACACCCGGCCCUCGCCAAACACCGUAUUGACCAAUAAGGAAGUUGUUGCAGUAUCUGACAAAAAAUACAAAGUUUAGAAACAAUAUUUGGCGAUCAGGGCCAAUCUCGUGACAUUACGCUGAAUGUAAUGAAUUACUCAUGACAUUGUGAUGUGUUUAGCGAGUGGAUUAAACCGUUUCAAGAAACCAUCUGAAAACGAAGAUUAGUGAUGAUCAGGAACUGUGUGUCAAGUUUGUUUCGGUACUGUCAAUCAGACCUAAUCGUUGUAGGACCGCUGAAGCGCACACACUAGGAGGAGAGUCUAAAUUCAUUAACUGGACGUGUGUAUAGUCUACACAUCCAUAGGGACGAUCCUGGCAUACUGACGUAUUACAAGAGACCUUGAAGGGGGUACUUGUAUGUUCCCCCUCGCUGACCCACACCAAGGGAGGUCCACCUCGCUGACCCACGCCAAGGGAGGUCCACCUCGCUGACCCACGCCAAGGAAGGUCCCCCUCGCUGACCCACACCAAGGGAGGUCCACCUCGCUGACCCACACCAAGGGAGGUCCACCUCGCUGACCCACGCCAAGGGAGGUCCACCUCCCACACCCGUAACUACAGUACAUCCCCCCCCCCUCCAAGCCUCCCCCGUACCGCCGUGACGUCUCCUCCACCGUCACAACUCCCCCUCCCUACGGCCGGGGGAUCACCCACGUCGGCCAGGAUGAGUGUGGAGAUGGGUACGCCGACGGGCACGCCCGCGGGCACACCCACACAGCCCCAGACCCACCACUUCCACUCCACCCCUGACCACGCCUCCACCGCCCUCCAGGCCAUGAACAAACUCCGGAUCAACACCCAGCUGUGUGACAUCGAGCUGGUGGCGGGCGCCGUGUCCGUGUUCGCUCACCGGGUGGUGCUGGCAGCGGCUUCUGCUUACUUCCACGUUAUGUUUAACAGUGACUUGGUGGAGAAGACUCAAGAACGAGUGGCCCUUCAGGAGUUGGACUCUACGGCGCUAGAGCUGCUGGUGGAGUACUCCUACACGGGCGAGAUUGUCAUCACAGAGGACAAUGUGCAGGUGCUGCUGCCGGCGUCGAGUCUGCUGCAGAUGGUGAGCGUGCGGGAAGCCUGCUGCAAGUUCCUCAUGAGGCAGCUUCAUCCCUCUAACUGCCUCGGCAUCAGGAGCUUCGCAGAUGCUCACAGCUGCGACGAACUCCACACCCGCUCACACAGAUUCGCUCUCCAGAACUUCCCUGAGGUGUGUGGGACGGAAGAGUUCCUCUUGCUGCCAUUUAAACAGGUGGAGGAGUUGAUUGCGUCUCCGCAGCUGAACGUCCCGUGUGAGGAGAAGGUCUUUACCGCCGUCGUGUCCUGGGUCAAGCACGACCUUCCCGAGAGGCAGAAGCUGGUGCCAGAGCUGCUGAAGCACGUGCGGCUGCCGCUCUUGUCGAGAGACUUCCUCACCUCCAACGUGGACGCGGAGCCGCUGGUGAGGGAGAACCCGUCGUGUCACCACCUGCUGCUGGAGGCCCUCAAGUACCACCUCCUGCCGGAGCAGCGCGCCACCCUCACCUCACCUCGCACUCAGGAGAGGCAGCCUGAAGGGGUCAAGCCAUACCUCUUUGCCUGUGGUGGAGGCAGCCUGUUCGCCAUCCACAGUGAAGUGGAGUGCUACAACCCUCGCACUGACCGCUGGAUGCCUGUAGCCUCUAUGAACUACAGGAGGUCACGCGCUGGAGUGAUCUCUCUCGGACGGUACCUCUAUGUCAUGGGUGGAUAUGACGGGGCAUGUGACCUGUCUUCAGCUGAAAUGUACAACCCAUCCCUCAACAAGUGGCUCAACAUCACAGCCAUGGGGACCAAAAGAUCCUGUUUGGGCAUCGGUGUUACCAGUGGCCUAAUCUACUGUGUUGGAGGAUACGAUGGGGCAUCGUGUCUGAGCAGUGUGGAGAGGUAUGAUCCACUGACAGGGUCGUGGACCUCCUGCCCUGCCAUGGCUACCCGUCGACGCUAUUGCAGAGUUUCUCUUCUAGAUAACUGCAUCUAUGCCUUGGGAGGCUUUGACUCCACAAACUACCAGUGCACAGUAGAGCGACUAGACCCACGUGUCGGCAAGUGGAUGUCUGUGCCGCCCAUGAUGAGCAGGAGAAGUAGUUGCGGAGCAGCGAUACUAGGCGGAAUGCUCUACUGUAUAGGUGGAAACGAUGGUACAAUGUGCAUGUCUUCGGCAGAGAGAUUUAACCCCAGAAGGAAUACCUGGGAGCCAAUUACAGCAAUGCAUUCUCGUAGGUCAACGCAUGAGGUUGUGGAGAUAGAUGGGUUCCUAUAUGCGCUGGGAGGCAACGACGGCUCUUCUUCCCUCAACUCAAUGGAACGAUAUGACUCCAAACUCAACAAGUGGGUGCUGGUCACUUCCAUGCUCUCCAGACGAUCGUCAGUGGGGGCAGCAGUACUGAACUGCCACCAGCCAGAUAAUGAAUUGACAUCCACAGUGAAUUUAUUCUUUUGUCCAAGCAGCUACCCGAGAAAAUGCUGUACAUAGGGUCAAGGGUAAAAAAAAAGUGUCAUCAGUUGGUGCGGCUGUGUUAGACUGUCUACAGUUGGAGAGGGGGUUAUCGAAGUCAACUUGACAGGUGGACCGUUACCCAUCUAUAGUGUCAUAGUGUGUCAGCGGUUAACAUGGGCACACUGUACUAGCAAACUUUAGUCAUUGACUCCUAUGAAGAUAAAUCUCUUUGGGUAACAUUAUUUGUCAGUGUGUGUACAUUUACUAUGACUUUUCAGACUAGUCAGAUGUGAAUUUUUACUACCAAGUGUGUCAUAUGGACUUCCGUACAAUAUUGUGUGCUUUAAAAAUUUAGUUACGUGCUAGUCAGUUUGUAUAAGUACCUUGUAGCUAGUCAUCUAUGCCUUAAGAAACUGUUAAUCAUUGAAACUUUGUAACCAAUUGGUCAAAUAAUUAAUAUAUGAACAUGUUUGUUUAUUAAGAGAAAUUCCAGAUAGUUAUUUUUUGCAAUGUCUGAUCAAAUAAAGAUUGUUAAAUUAUUAUAUAUUAGAUAUUAUAUAAGAAGCAUAUAAAACAUGUAUUUGUUUUAAAUCAACCAUAUUAUGAAAACAAACACCCCCUGUGGAAGAUAUAUUUCUGCAUGUAACUCGUAAUCACAUCACAGCUCAUUUGAGGCUUUAACAGCUAUCAGGGGAGUUGCAACCUGUAAAAAUGGAGUUGUGAGUAUAACAGCAUGCGUUAACACGAGCAUAAAUGAAAAAUACUAAGUUAUGGGGAUAAAUAAUCCCAAAAGCAGUGCAAGCCAAAAAUUGUUUAGUGCAGAAAGAAACACAAUGUUUUCAUAUUAUAGCUGAUGACUUCAGAGCUAUCUGUACAGUAGGAAUUCUUGUAUUUUGUACAUAAGUACAAACAAACUUAACUCAUAUUGUUAAUGAUAUUAUUUUCUUUAAAGCAAUUUUAAAAUUGCAAAAGUCAUAACUUCUCCCAUGUGUAUUUUAUGUACAGAUAUUUACAUAAUUUUUGCCUGAUACUGUUAAUUGGUAGAAGAUCUAUAGGCAAAAAUAUAAUUGUUAUAGUUAAAUUUAAUGUUUUGUCACAUAUUUUUACACAACAUUAUCAUCUGCAUGCAAACUUUAUUGAGAAGAAAUAAAUAUCACCACCAUUAAUUGAAAUUUCAGAUAAAUAUUUUGUAAAUA